Molecule: messenger RNA, 2566 nt
Organism: Bombus terrestris (buff-tailed bumblebee)
Lineage: Eukaryota; Metazoa; Arthropoda; Insecta; Hymenoptera; Apidae
Exons: 4
Coding region: 16-636 (206 amino acids)
Source: RefSeq, a predicted model, not a curated record
GAAAGUAGUCGAAAAAUGCACGAAAUCGUCGGCGAAGGAAUUGCAAGUGAUUCGCAUCGGAGGAUGGAAAAGCGCGAAGGAGGGACGCUUGCGCUAAGGGAGACCGCGUACUUUCAUUUCGAGCGGCCACCUGUGCUUGCGCUCACACACUCCUACCCCAUUCAACCAUCCCAAGCCCUGCCCUAUACUAUAUAUACGAAGACAUUCUCGAUACCAUUUCACUUCUCAACGUUACCACCGCGUCGGACUCUCUACAUUUCCAAGAUCGUAUCUGCUUCGACAAACGGACUCGCAACGAUUCCUCGCUUAUUCUUUCACCCCUAUUUUACUUGGAAAUUUGAUAAGAUGUCGAUCAAAUUCUACGCAAAAUCACUCUUGCUAUUUAUUAUCGUUGGCCUUGUUGUCGCUGCUGAAAAUUACAUAGAUUACGGAGAUGAAGUGACAGAAAAAACACCAAUUGAAAAUAUUCGCGAGAUUUACAAAAUUCUGAUGCAACGUAGCGCUUUGGAGAAUGCCAGACUCGGCGAGACUCCGCUAGAACAUUUGAUGAUCCGUAAAUCUCAACGAUCGCCUUCGUUACGUUUACGUUUUGGACGUUCGGAUCCUCGUCUGUCGCAAUUCUACCAAAACCUAUAAGCGUUAUUUCAUCGAGAUUCGACAACGAGCGAACACGGAUAUGAAUAACAUUCUUCCGUUUCUCUUACCGUAUAUAUAAAAAUCGUACAGAAUGUACAACCUACAUCUAAUUAUAUUGUAACAUUACGCGAUCUGCUAGAAAAUAGAAAUUAUUUUUAUUCUUCUUCUUUUAUUCCUUUUAAACACGAUGAGAAUUAAAAACAUUAUCCAUAAUUAAAAUAUUUUCCAUACAAAAUAUUAUAUUUUUGAUGGUUCGUUAUGUAAAGUUAAUUUUUGCUUUGAUAGUAAACGGUAUAAAAAUAUAAUAGACGGUGUAGUGUUUGAAAAGAAAAUCGACAUUCGAAAUUACUAAUAAAAUGGACACAAGAGAAAUUUACUACAUCUUUUACAUUACGUGAUUAAUUUGUAUCUCCUUGUUUAUUAAGUUAGCAAUUUUAAUUUAUUUUACGUACAUAUAUCCAGUGACACCAUUUGUUAAGCAUAUGUCUCAACAUUAUUUACGUUAUACGUAUACGCUAUACAUAUAUAUAGGAACAACACGUUCGUCCCUUGGAAGAGAACAAUUUUUUUUCAGCGUUUUGCUGAAGUCAAAAAUUAAUGACAAGAAUGGAAAACAACCAUCACAACGGAAAAUUAAUACUUAAUUUAUUUUCAACUUUUUAUUAUCGUUAAUUUCAUUUCUUUGAGCACGAAUCGUUGAAACGAAAAGAUCAAAAUGUCGGAGAUUGAAUUAUUUAUUUGACUCGAUUUCCAAUGUUUGUUGGUGUCGAUCUGCCGAUUCGGACUAGGAAGUAUACCUAUUUAAUAAUAAAGCGUACUGAACGUGGAAAUAAUAACAAGGCUUACUCGAGAUGCAAGUAUAUUUAAUGACAAGGCAUAAUAUGAUAAUAUCGAGAAUUUCAACAGAUUGAAACGAAGAAAUGUGAGUUUGGGUUUUUUGUAAACUUUGGAGUGAAAAUUUAUUAACUACGUAUAAUUACUUGACACUUAAAAUUAAUUACAAGGUAUAAAAAAGUACGUUCAUUGCACUUUUACGUUAUUUCACUCACAUAGAGAUUUCAAGCAUUACGUUUAAUACGUAUAAUUUCUCAACAUUUCUGGCUCAUGCCCUAAGUUUGCAACGAAGAAAAUUUUAUAGAGAACGAAAUUUGAGUCUUAGAAUUAGUUAAAAAGGUUUAGCUUAUCUUAAGCUAUAAUUUGAACGUUUAAUAUGAUUUCAUGAUACUUAAUCGUUACUUAAAGUGUGCCGUUUUUAUGGAAGAACAAAGCUUCUUAAGCGAACACGCGGCUUCUUUAUCUUCGUGAAUCAAUUCGCCGACAUUUUUAAAUUCUGGUCGUGAUAAAAGUUGGCUUCGUGCGUGGUCAACGGUAAUAGAAAGUGGCAUUCUUAACAUUUUUCUCCAAUUCGUUUUCUCAUAUUGGAUAAGAAACUGUAAGAGGAUGAUUUUGUUAUUCUUUGUAAAUAUGAUAAUACGUAUUUUACUUUACAUAAAUAUCGAUAUCAACAGAGUUUGAAUACUUUUACCGGGAAAAAUGUAUUAUGUAGUUCAGAUCGUUCAGACUAUACUAGCCAAUAUAUGCAUGAUUUCGACAUAUCUACUAAUUUGUUUCCUUAGAAAUGUCAAAUAAAUUUGCUUACUGUUAUCCUGUUUGCCGUACUGCUUUAUUUCUAUUAAAUGCGAACUAUAUCGCGUUUUUAUUUACGAAAACCGAAAACGUCCUUACUAAAAUUGUUUCGUGAAUAAAGUUUCUAAUUAUAAGACAAUUCGAUCAAUGGAUAAAGAAUAUAUAUGUACAUACCAUUGUAUAUUUUACAUUAAUCACUCUAUCUACUUUAUGUACGUUUGCAUUACUUGGUUAAAUUUUUAACCUUAUUUUAUUCGAACUUUGUAACGUAACUAUUUUAAUAAAGAUCUAUAUGCUCCCUCGA